Molecule: messenger RNA, 2283 nt
Organism: Helianthus annuus (common sunflower)
Lineage: Eukaryota; Viridiplantae; Streptophyta; Magnoliopsida; Asterales; Asteraceae
Product: zinc finger MYM-type protein 1-like
Exons: 3
Coding region: 1-2283 (760 amino acids)
Source: RefSeq, a predicted model, not a curated record
AUGGUAAAUACCAAAACCAAGUAUGGAGACUUUAUCAAACCCGUCAAUACUAACGAAACUAAUAAAAGAAGUCGAGAAGAAGUUGAAUUAUCUGAAGAUGAAAUAGUCGGUGAACCGGCUUUGCGAAAACCAAUUAAUGAUUAUUCGGUUAAUAUUGGAGAGGAAGUAAGAAGACUAUACAUAACGAAAGGCGCUUGUCAACCAAAAGGUCAAAUCUUCCCUUCAACGAAAAUUUGUGGACAUAUGAGAAAGUUUCAUGAAAUGUGGUUUGGCGACUUUGAUUGGUUAGAAUAUAGUGCAUCAAAAGAUGCUGCAUUUUGUUUAUGGUGUUAUUUAUUCCCCACGGGAAAUAAACAUGGGGAUGAUGUCUUUAUAAACCAUGGUUUUAGAAACUGGAAAAAGGCAUGUGAAAGUUUUCGUGACCAUGAAGGGGGUUCGAACAGUAGACAUAAUCAUGCUAGAGUUCAGGUUGAGUUAUUCAAAGAUCAAAGGCAUAAUGUAAACAAUAUGUGGUCACAACACACUAAGCAAGACGAGAUUGAUUAUCGUAUUUGGUUAACCGCUGUUGUUGAUGUUAUUCGAUUCCUUUUAAAACAAGGUUUGGCAUUUUGCGGGCAUGACGAGUCUACAACUUCUAAUAAUCGAGGUAAUUUUCUUGAACUUGUAAAAUGGUAUUGUGAGCAUAAUGAUGAAGUAAAUAAGGUGUUGAAUUUAAAAGUUCCUGGAAAUCAUCAGUUGACUUCACCUAAAAUUCAAAAGGAAAUAGUUAAUGCCUGUGCUACGGAGGUAAGAAACAUUAUUGUGAAUGAGGUUAAAGGGAAGUUCUUUUCUAUUUUGAUUGAUGAGUCUCGUGAUUGUUCUAUAAAGGAGCAAAUGGCAAUGGUUUUCAGAUAUGUGGAUGAUGGUGGAGAAGUGAUUGAACGAUUUGUUGGGGUAGUGCAUGUUACCGACACUUGUGCAUCAUCUUUAAAAAGUGCUAUUGACAACUUCUUUGCAAAACAUGGUUUAACUAUGUCUAGAGUUAGAGGUCAAGGUUAUGAUGGAGCUUCAAAUAUGCGUGGCGAGCUAAAUGGGUUAAAACAAAAAAUUUUAGAUGAAAAUAAGUAUGCGUUUUAUAUUCAUUGUUUUGCUCACCAGUUGCAGAAAGAUUCGAUUAGGCAAAAACAAUAUGACGAUUUUGUUAAACGUAUCGAGAUGGGUGAAGUUUGUACAGGAAAAGGAAAAAACCUAGAAAUGAGUUUAGUCCGAGCUGGUGACACUCGUUGGGGUUCGCAUCUUAAAACUAUACAUCGGAUUUUAGACUUGUGGAAACCAGUGAAAGAAGUACUUAUUGCUUUGUCUAGAGAGGGUCCAGAUAGAAAAACUAAGGGAACUGCGCUUAGUAUGGCUGAGAAAAUGGAAAACUUUGAAUUUGUUUUUAUUGCUCAUUUAAUGUUGAAUUUAUUAAGAAAGACAAAUGACUUGUCACAAGCCCUACAGCUAAAGAAUCAAAAUAUUUGUAGCGCUAUUCGAUUGAUUAAAGAUACGAAAUAUGAUAUAAAGAAAUAUAGGGACGAUGGAUGGCAGGUGUUAAUAAAAGAAGUCACUAUAUUCUGUGCUCAAAAUGAAAUUCAUAUGCCUAAUAUGGAAAACGUCAUUCCAGGACGAGUUAGAAGGACAAUUGAUGAUGAACCACAAACAUAUCUCCACCGUUUUCGUGUUGAUAUUUUUUAUCAGGUUGUUGAUCUUCUUCUUAAUGAAAUGAAUGAGCGUUUUACUAAGUCUAACUCGGAGUUGCUUACGUGUAUUGCGUGCCUUGAUCCUAGAGAUUCAUUUCAAUCUUUAGACCGUGAGAAGUUAUUACGGCUUGCCGAGUUAUAUUCAGAAGAUUUUACUCAAUUUGAUCUUGGUCAACUAAAGAUACAACUAGAUCGGUAUAUUUCAAAUAUAAGAAGUAAUGAAGCCUUUUCUGGUCUUCAAGAUAUUGGACAACUUGCAAAGAAAAUGGUCCACAUGAAGUAUCAUAUUACUUAUGCACUCGUCUAUCGACUACUUGAGUUGGCAUUGGUCUUGCCUGUUGCAACCGUUACUGUCGAAAGAUCUUUUUCCGCAAUGAAGUUUAUCAAGAUGGAUUUACAAAAUAAGAUGGGUGAUAUGUUUCUCACAGAUGCAUUGGUGUGCUAUGUCGAGAAAGAUAUUUUUGAUAGUGUUGAAAUUGAAGCAAUUUUGCAAAGGUUUCAAAAUAUGGGACCCCGUAGAUUACAAUUACCAGCUGUUAAAAAAAAUAAUUGGUGUAUGCUAUGA